AUGAUAAAGGACGCGAUUCUGGAUGAAUUCGAAUGCGCCAAAGAAAUUAUCAGAGAUAAUUUUUUCGCCUGGAAAUACACGAACAGUAUUUUCGGCGUUUGGAUUUGGAAUUUGUUAGCUUUCACUUUUCUGGCUUAUUUGAAAGAUUUUGAAAAUAUUAUUAGUACCGAAGCAACGGACAUUGCUACUGAGAUUGGCGUACAAACUGUAUUACACACUUUUGUAUUGACUAUUUUGACGAUUAUAUUUGCAAUGUCCUGCGACAAAGCGGAAAAAGGAGCAAUUCGUUUAGCGAAACUAUGCAACAUGUUACAAGCCGAUAUAACGGAUCCGAUUUUAGUGGAAGAACUCAAGCAUUUGUCCAAUUUUAUCAAAGAAUUAAGACCCAGGUUCACUGUGUACGGAUUUUUCAACGUCAAUCAGCAGACUAUUCCAGUCUUCAUUUCAGCAGUCACGACUUACGUGAUCAUUUUGAUUCAGUUCAAAAUUAAUAAAUAA
This is a messenger RNA of Phyllotreta striolata, 498 nucleotides long. NCBI's taxonomy places the organism in Eukaryota, Metazoa, Arthropoda, Insecta, Coleoptera, Chrysomelidae. The record is from the annotation of a GenBank genome assembly.